Molecule: messenger RNA, 3705 nt
Organism: Clupea harengus (Atlantic herring)
Lineage: Eukaryota; Metazoa; Chordata; Actinopteri; Clupeiformes; Clupeidae
Gene: tmem181
Product: transmembrane protein 181
Exons: 17
Coding region: 839-2296 (485 amino acids)
Molecular function (GO): toxic substance binding
Source: RefSeq, a predicted model, not a curated record
UUUUGCUAUAAUAAGCACGCUGUCUCAAUAAAUCGGGAUACACAUUCAGCGUACACCAAAUCGUAAUGGUCUAUGUCCAAUUGGGUUUAGAGGAAUAAACAGGUCUGUGAUGUUAGCAAAAUUCCAGCUUCAGCAACUAUGGCGAUAUCGUCAACAUGGCGGCACAAUGUCUUCAGACGCAGAUUUCCGUUACUGGUUUAAUUCUGUCAAAUGAAAUGUGGACUGUAUGCUGGAUUACGUAUGCGUUUGACUACUAGCAUAGGUGAAAAUUGUCAAUGUUUGCAUUUCCCUUCCCACUACCAUGAAUUAUUUGUAUUCUGCGUGAGCAGCUUAACUAGUGGCAAGGAGAUGCGCUUUAUUUUCAAAUGUAAUGCGGCCUUAUGUAUCUUUGAAAAGUCGUACGUCUAGGUCGACAUUAGGUUUGUUUAUCGCCCUGAGCCCUAACAUUUUCAGUGCUAUGUCUAUUAGGCUGUUUGAUUGUUUGACCGUAGCGUAAUACAGAUUGUUUUACCUACACGUUGUUAGACUGUUGGACACUAUCAAUUUAGCAGCGCCACUUUUAUGAACUGUAUACGAAAUUCGCCGUUUGAUUUGCUUUGCUUUGAUCCACCGUUAAAACAGUUUAUAUUUCAAGGAUGUUUGAGCUAUGAAGGCAGGCUAUUGAAUGCACCCUGAUGAGGUUCUCGCUUUGGUAAUGUCACGUGAUUAGAUCUCAGACCAGAAUAAUGACGUAGCCAUCGCUUAAUUUGUCGCAUAGUCUGAUGUAUACGGAUGUGUCUAGAAGUGAAUUACAGCUGUGGGGGGAAAAUAUUUCGCCCUGCACGGUUAAGUUAACCAAAUGGAUAUGCUCGCCCCCAUGCGGCUAUACACACUCUCCAAGAGACAUUUCGUGUUGGUUUUUGUGUUUUUCUUGAUAUGCUUUGGACUGACAGUCUUCAUAGGUAUAGCAGGCCCAAGAAUCAUAGAAGAGACCAAAUACCCUGUGUUCACCAAUGCAGCAAACGGUUCAAAGUCUGGACCAUUUAAUUUACAUUCACCACCACUGUCCACCUACAACCAACAGUUAUGGCUAACCUGUAUCAUCCAAGUAGCCCAAAGUAACGUGGCAGACUUCAAACAGCGCUUUCAGAUGAAUGUGGAGUUAAAAGGAGUCAUGCAGGAUGCCAGCGUCAUGCAUAUCAGUGAUGACGUGCACCUCAGGUCACGCAUGCUGCACUGUGGAGCUUCCCAGAAGGGUUGUGAUGAGAUCAUUGUGAUGCACCUGGGCUACCUGAACUACACCCAGUACCAGGUCAACGUUGCCCUGAAAGGCUUGGAGAACCUCACGUAUGACAUCCGAGACGUCACGUUUGUGUGGAAAAGGUACAACCCUUCCUUUUCACAAGUGGAGAUCUGGUUCCGAUUUGUGUUCGUUGUUUUGACCUUCAUGGUAACGUGCAUGUUUGCACAUUCCUUGAGGAAAUUCUCCAUGAGGGAUUGGGGGAUUGAGCAAAAGUGGAUGUCAAUUCUGCUGCCGUUGUUGUUGCUUUAUAACGAUCCCUUCUUCCCAUUGUCAUUCCUGGUGAACAGCUGGUUCCCCGGGACCCUAGAUGCCUUUUUCCAAGCCCUGUUCCUCUGUGCCCUGCUGCUCUUCUGGCUCUGCGUGUAUCACGGAAUACGUGUCCAGGGAGAGAGAAAGUGCCUGACAUUUUACCUGCCUAAGCUGCUCAUUGUUGGGCUUAUCUGGCUAUCGGCUGUAACACUGGGUAUCUGGCAAACGCUGAAUGAAUUGCAGGAUCCCACAUACCAGUACAAAGUAGAUAUUGACAACUUCCAGGGCAUGAAGAUCUUCUUCCUGUUGGUGGUGGUCCUCUACGUCCUCUACCUGGUGUUUCUGGUGGUCAGGGCAUGCUCAGAGUUGAAGCAUAUGCCUUACUCAGAUCUUCGGCUGAAGUUCCUGACUGCUCUUACAUUUGUUGUGCUGAUUAUUAGUAUGGCCAUACUCUACCUGAGGUUUGGUUCCAAAGCUCUACAAGACAACUUUGUGGCUGAGUUGUCUACCCAUUACCAGAACUCUGCUGAGUUUUUGUCCUUCUACGGUUUACUCAACUUUUAUUUGUACACAUUAGCCUUUGUGUACUCUCCAUCCAAGAAUGCCAUGUAUGACUCCCAGUUGAAGGAUAACCCUGCAUUCUCCAUGUUGAAUGACUCUGAUGAUGAGGUCAUUUAUGGGAGCGAUUAUGAAGAGAUGCCGCUUCAAAAUGGCCGUGCCAUCAAAACCACUUCGAAGUACCGAGAUGAAACGGACAGUGACUAAUCCAUCCUGUGGUGUCUCUGGAUUUUGACUGACCAUCAGACUGCACAUCUACGGAACCACAGUGUAAAUAUAGUCUUUGAAAAGGAUGUAAUAUAUAAAUAUAUUUUUUAAACAAGGAAAACAAACUACAAGUUUUGUGCGAAUGUAAGAAAAGAAAAAGAAAAAAAAAACACUUGCAUAAGGAGUUUUUUCCCCUCCUUAUGGUAUGGACCGAAUGUAAACUUACAACUUAUUUGCCAUUUAUCAUGCCUACAUUUUUUGGUUUGAGAUUUUCAAUGGUAAUAAUGGUUUGCAGCUUAAGCGCUAAAAACUAACCUCAUCACUUUGAAUAUCAUUAAAGUAAAUCUAUGGGUUUUAAGGUUCCAAAGUAUGGGUUGUUAUCUUGAUGGCAAUUUAAAAUCUACUUUCUAAACUCUCAAGUUUCUGGUGUUUUGCAUCUUAAGUAUGAAUUUAUAAAACAAUAGAACUUCAGAGGAUGUCUCAUCACUGUAAAUAUGUGCCAAAAACACGUCCAGCCAUCCACCGCCUCCUCUCACCAUGCAGUGUAGUGGGUUUGAACUCUUCUGUCUGGAUGUUCUGAUAGAUUAUCAAAUUCAUCUCGAUGUAAAUUUGAAUUUAGUUUUGCCAGGAAGAAUGUUGUACAUCUAUAAUUUGGUGUAAAUGUUUGUUGAGUUUUGCCAAUUCAUUCCUUUUAUGCGACUUUAAGCCAAUGUGCUGUAAGUGUGGACCCAAAUAUUUAGGCCAUUUAUCCUUUUUUCAUGGCCUGUAAUUUUUCUAUUGCCUUUCUAUUUAAAUGUGUCUGUGAUGUCACAUUCCACAUCUGUAUGCACUUUUGAUUUUGAGGAUUUUUGUCCUUUUGUGUAUAUAAGGCUUUAUGUGCGUGAACUCUUGGUUUUGCUGUAAGAUCUGUCUGCCCUUUUCAGAAUCUGAUAUUUUACUCUUUUUAUUUUCAUAUCAAGCCUAGCACACAGUCAGAUCUCAUCACUAACAGUUUGAUUGAUAACGGUUGGCAGUUUUGAACACUAUUACCAUCUGUUGGACGUGGAUUUCACCACCAAACAUUUUGACUUUUUUCACUCCAUACACAUUACAGAGUUUUUCUUAAAGUGAAAUUAUGAAUUAAGGAAUUUUGAAAAUUGAACGUGCCUUUCUUUUUAUUUGCACAGUAUUACUCCUUCAAUAUGUCUUUGUCAGGUUUUCUGUAAAGACAAAGAACUUUAUCCAUUUACCCAUGGAUAAAAAGGCUGCUAGUGAGGUGGAUUUAAAGGGAAUAAGGGAUAUUACUAACCACCAACUGAAAGUCUUAUUCUUCUUGCAGUUUGUAAAACAAAAUCACUUGUAAAUAUAAUGCUGUGAUGUCAAGUAGUCAUUAAAGUUCAAUUUUAAAAGCUUGCCUGAAAAGGCUUGUA